GGGUCGGCAGGCAGCAUGGCGGACCCGGCCUCUUGGCCGGAGCUGGAGGCGGCGGAGCGGGAGCGGCGCCGGGAGCUGGUUCUCCCCGGCGCGGCGGUGGAGGCCCGUAUUCGGGCGGGCGGCCGCCUGCCCCCGCGGCUCCUGGCCCUGCCGCUGCUGCAGGCGCUGGAGCUGAGCGGCUGCGGGGCGCUGCGGGAGCUGGGCCCGGGGCUGGCGGCGGCGCUGCCGGCUCUGCACACGCUGGUGCUGCGCGGGAACGGGCUGGGCCCGGCGGGGCUGGGCGCUCCGGAGGGCCCGGGGCUCGGAGGCCCCUUGCCGGCCCUGCGGGUGCUGGACCUGUCCGGGAACGGGCUGGAGACGCUGCCCGCGGCGCUGGGGGGAGCCCUGGACCCGGCCGGGCCCUGCGCUCCUGGGGGGCCCCCCGCCUUCCCCCAGCUGCGGAGCUUGAACCUCACCGGGAACCGGCUCCGGGAGCUGGGGCCAGGCUUGGCCCGGGCCGCCCCCCAGCUGCAGACCCUGCUGCUCUCCGGGAACCGCCUGAGUGCCCUGCCCGGCGGCCUCCUGCCCCCGGGCGCCUCCGGCCUCCUCCCACUGCUCAGCCAACUGGAGGCAGCCGACAACGGGCUGCAGGAGCUGGACUCUGCCAUCGCCAACCUGCCGGCCCUCAAGAUCCUGGAUGUUUCCAAUAAUGAGUUAUCAGAAAUCCCCGUUGAGCUUGCUGACUGCCCUAAAUUAAAGGAGGUCAACUUCAGAGGGAACAAACUGAAAGACAAGCGGCUGGAGAAAAUGGUCAAUAGCUGCCAGACAAAAUCCAUUCUGGAGUACUUGCGGGUUGGAGGCCGAGGAGGUGGCAAAGGAAAAGGGAAACCAGACAACUUUGAUAAAGAAGAGAGUAAGAGAAAAAAGAGGGAUAAACGCCAGAAAAAGGAUAGCGGAGAUGGGGAACAGGACAAGCUGGAAGAGGUGAAUAAACUGAUGAUCAAGAUUCUGCACAUUGCAGAAAAUCCAGCUCCAAUGGUAGUUAAAGUUAGUCCAAAUAUCAAAGAAGUUCGGCCAUACAUUGUUUGCUGUGUGGUGAAGGGAAUGAAUUUGAAGCAAGGAAGUGCCUUGAAGAGAUUUCUUUCUGCACAGAUCAAACUUCAUGAUGACAUCUGUGAGAAACGAACAGCAGCAACCAUUGCCACACAUGACCUGCAGCAGAUCAAAGCGCCCCUGCUGUAUGAUGCGCAGCCGCCUAACGAAUUAAAGGUAAUGCCACUGGGUCGGAAGGAGAUCAAGGCAAAGGAUCUUGUCCGUCAGUUGCAGUUAGAGGCUGAGGAACAAAGGAAACAGAAGAAGCGUCAGAAUGUUUCUGGACUGCACAAGUACCUUCAAUUACUGGAUGGGAAAGAGAACUAUCCUUGUCUAGUAGAUGCUGAGGGUGUUGUGAUUUCUUUCCCACCAAUCACUAACAGUGAGAGAACAAAGAUUAGAAAAACCACUUGUGAGCUAUUUCUGGAAGUGACGAGCGGCACCAGCCUUCAGAUAUGCAAAGAUGUCAUGGACACCCUUAUUCUAAAAAUGGCAGAACUCAACAAAUUCACUUUAGAGAAUGCGGAGGAAGAAUCCGUGUCUGAUGGUGAAUCGGACAUGACUUCUGAACCAGUGAAUUCAAAUCCCAGCCAAAAUGCAGAGCAAGAGAAUUCUCCAUUAACAGUGGAGCAGGUUCGCGUUGUGGACAUGGAUGGGAACUUAAAAGUACUGUAUCCAUCUAAAACUGACCUAACUCUGGUCUCGUCUCUUUUAACCAUAAUUCGUUAACAGCCAUCAAGGUUCUUGUAAAAUGCUUUGAUUUUGAUUUCAAAUUUUUUUGCGUAUUUUACAAAUACAGAGUUUGUAUAUGGUAAAAUUAAAUUAUUUAGACCCCUCUGUCUUUACGAAAACAUGUAAAGUGACCUCCUUUUGGAUGCAUAACUCAGAUGAUUUGAUCCUACUAUGGCAAGGAGCACUACAUUCUUUCCUGUCUCAGUAAUAAAGUCCCAAUGUUAUAACUGGUUAGAGAUGUGAAUCAGUUUUAAAUGCUAAACUUGGGAUCUAAGUAUUUCACAUAUUUUGUGCUCAGGAUCAUUCUUAUCCCAUCUAGUUGUAAUAUAUAGAUAUGGUGACCUUGGAAGUUGAAAUAAUCUUGACCUGUUCUAAGAAGCUUUGAAGCAAAAUACCAGUUUAUGAAAUUGCCCACUCCCCAAAAAUCAGUCUUUUUAUAAGCCUGUUUUUUGGUUUGUUUGUGUGAAUUAAUGUGGAAACCUAUUUGUGACUUAAUGAGUAAAUUAAUAAAUAACAUAAAAACUGACCAACAAGGAUAUAUCCCAUCUACUGGUACUAAAGACAUUAUGCAAAAACUGCAUCAGCUGUCUAAUAUACCAUAAAAAGAUGAGAAGAGUUAAAGCUAAUGCUGAUUAUCAUCAUUUGAGUCUUUUUUCUUGAUGCAACUUUACUUUGUAAUCUGUUUAUAUGGGACUAAACCUGAAUCACUGCAAACCCUGUAACCUCUUGUGGUUUUUUUAAACUCUUCAGUCUAACUGCAGCCAAAUCUUUUUUUUUUUCAUUUCAGCAAUAAAACUUUCAUGUGAUAGUUACUCCAAUAUA
Messenger RNA from Chrysemys picta bellii (western painted turtle), 2625 nucleotides. It is a transcript of the gene LRRC47, whose product is annotated as leucine rich repeat containing 47. The record is from RefSeq and is a predicted model, not a curated record. Lineage: Eukaryota; Metazoa; Chordata; Testudines; Emydidae. Gene Ontology annotation, molecular function: protein binding; phenylalanine-tRNA ligase activity; RNA binding. Gene Ontology annotation, biological process: phenylalanyl-tRNA aminoacylation.